Molecule: messenger RNA, 1152 nt
Organism: Beta vulgaris subsp. vulgaris (sugar beet)
Lineage: Eukaryota; Viridiplantae; Streptophyta; Magnoliopsida; Caryophyllales; Amaranthaceae
Exons: 1
Coding region: 310-960 (216 amino acids)
Source: RefSeq, a predicted model, not a curated record
AACACACAAAAAAGUAAACACAUCUUAUUCAUAAUUAAGUAAAGAAAAUCAAGAGUAAAUUGCACUUUACAAGAAUAUUCAUACCACCAAUACUAUAAUAAAAUCCAUAAAAUCUAUUGAACGCAAUCUUUGGAAAGAAUGCUAUAGCACCACACCACCAUGUGCUCAUAUUUUUCAACAUUUAACCUUCAAUCUUAACUUUCCAUAUAUCUUAAAGCAAACACAUUUUCUCUCUUUAUAUACACAUAUACUUACACUUUACAUACAUCUUAUAUUUCCUAGUUACAUAUUUUUGAUAAAGAAAACAAAAUGGAUUAUGAAUUUAACAAGAUAAACAAACAACGUUCAAUUUUGCAACAAAAUAAUGAGUUAUUUUCUAGCAAAAUUUUGACAAGGCAAUCAACUUUAGGUUCAUGCUCGUCGAGGUUUUUCUUUGGAGCCUCAGACGGUGUGCCCUUCCAAUGGGAGACGCAGCCAGGGAAGCCUAUUAAACCGCCGUCGGACGACAUCCUACCGCCCCUUAGUCCACCACCAGCGGUGCUAGCAAUGAACCUACCUAUGCCAUGUAUGGACAUCCUUGAUGAGCCUAAGGCAAGGAAGUGGUCUAGGGCAUGGCUAGCAAAAAAAAUCAAGACAACAUUAGCAAGUCAUCAUAAAAUUCUAGGACAUCCUAGAAAAAUGUUGUUCUCUAGAGGGUUACAACAAGAAGAAGAACAACGACGACGACAACAACAACAACAAGAAUUAGAGUCUGAAAGGUAUGAUCAUAGUGUAUCAGCUCGUUAUUCGAUAUCUUCGUUUAAAUCAACAUCAACAUCAACAUCUUCAUCUACUAAUUCUUUUAGGGAUGAGAAAACUUCAAGGAAUGUUCAUAGUAAAGCUUUGUUGCAAGGAAGGCCUUUUAAUUGUAAUCCUAGAGGGUUGAGUGACAUAAUUGUAUAUUUUGUGAAAAGGGGUUGAAUGUUGAUGUUGUUCUCAUAUGUGUUGCUUGUAUGUACUCUUUUUAUUAACUUAUAAACUUGUGUUUUUUGAGAUGUUUAUUAACUUGUGAUUAUAUGUAUGUUGUUCUUUAUGUGAUCCUUGUGUGUUUGCUUCCUUUAUUCAUGUUCGUGUAAUUUGGGAUUAUCAGAUUGAUUUUCUAGAAUAUUUGUU